AUGGCUUUCAGAAGCUUUCGAAUUCAACCUAAAAGGGUAAACGAAGACCCAUCUCAAACGUAUGAGCUUUCUUCUGAACAGAUACAGUUCUACGAGGAAAAUGGUUACCUCGUGAUCAAAAAACUGAUCGAUCUACCAGCUUUGGAGAGCUACAGACAACGCUUCAGAGACGUGUGCGACGGGAAAGUAUCAAGAAAUCUUCUAACAGUAGUCAAGGACCUCUCUUUAUUCGACAAGAACUCUAAACCAGAAACUUAUAUCAACAAGAUACAAGAUAUUUUGUACGACGAGGUGUUCAGUACAUACUCAGAAAACCCCCGACUUCUGCAUGUCAUUUCACAAAUUAUUGGACAAGAUUUGUCUGUUAUCAACGGCAUGUUGAUUAAUAAACCUCCAGGAACUAACACACAUUACCCACACCAGGACCUUCUGUACUUUCCAUUCCGGCCUGCACAGCAAAUCCUGGCCUCCUGGACAGCUAUAGACCCCGUCACUGAAGAAAACGGAUGCCUGUUCAUGAUACCAGGGUCUCAUAAAUCCUGGGAGUUGUUAGAGCAUAACCACAUGGUUGAUGACGGGAAGCCAUUUUUCUUCUCCAUAGCCAAUUGCGAAACGAUGGCACCGGAUCAUAAGCGAGUGCGUUUAAUCUUGGAUCCUGGCGACACCGUCUUCAUAAGUUCCACAAUUAUUCAUGGGUCCAUGCCGAACCUUUCUAAUACGUAUCGCAAGGCUAUAACCUGCCACUAUGUCAACAGCAAUUGUCACUUUUUCGACGUCACAGGGAGUAAUCAAGAAAAACUGGCAAAUAUGGUUGAAAAGCAUUUGAGGCGGCAAAAUUACGAUUUUAAAUUUAUGGAUUUGUGGAAAAUGAAAUUGAAAACUGUGAGAGGGUUUAAGAGUAAUUUAUAA
This is a messenger RNA of Arctia plantaginis, 909 nucleotides long. The record is from the annotation of a GenBank genome assembly. NCBI's taxonomy places the organism in Eukaryota, Metazoa, Arthropoda, Insecta, Lepidoptera, Erebidae.